AUGGCCAUAGACCGGCGGCGCGAGGCGGCGGGCGGCAGGCCCGGGCGGCAGCCGCCCCUGGGCGAGGAGAACGGCUCUCUGCCGCCCGGGGACGCGGCGGCCUCGGUGCCCCUCGGGGGCGGCGCGGGCCCCAGCAGCGGCGGGGAGAUCCAGGCGCUGCCCUCCCCGCACCCCGGCGGCGGCGCGGCGGCGCCCAGCCUCCUGUUGCUGGACUACGACGGGUCGGUGCUGCCCUUCCUCGGGGGCCUGGGCGGGGGCUACCAGAAGACCCUCGUGCUGCUCACCUGGAUCCCGGCGCUGUUCAUCGGCUUCAGCCAGUUCUCGGACUCCUUCCUUUUGAACCAGCCCAAGUUCUGGUGCCGCGAGGCCGGCAAAGGCGCCGAGCUGGCGGGAGUCACCUCCACGGGCCGGUGGGGAGCCUACGACGGGGCCACCUGGAACAGCCCCCCGACCACCUCCUUCUCCACGGCCGCCUGGGCGCCCGCGGGCAACCUCAGCAACAGCAGCGGCGCGGACAGGGGCGACCGGCCCCCCCUCGGGUCCCCUCCGGACAAGGGGGACAACGCCUCUAACUGCGACUGUCACGCGUGGAACUAUGGCAUCCACACAGGCCUCGUCCAAAACGUGGUCAGCAAGUGGGAUCUUGUGUGCGAUAAUGCCUGGAAGGUCCAUAUCGCUAAGUUCUCCUUACUGGUUGGAUUAAUCUUUGGCUACCUAAUAACUGGAUGCAUUGCUGACUGGGUCGGCCGGCGGCCUGUGCUGCUCUGUUCCAUCAUCUUCAUUCUGAUCUUUGGCCUGACCGUGGCCCUAUCCGUGAAUGUGACGAUGUUCAGCACACUCAGGUUCUUCGAAGGAUUCUGCCUGGCUGGAAUAAUCCUCACCUUGUAUGCAUUACGAAUAGAGCUGUGCCCCCCUGGAAAACGGUUCAUGAUCACCAUGGUGGCAAACUUCGUGACCAUAGCGGGGCAGCUCCUCAUGCCCGGGCUGGCAGCGCUGUGCCGGGACUGGCAGGUGCUGCAGGCGCUCAUCAUCUGCCCCUUCCUGCUCAUGCUGCUGUACUGGUCGGUAUUCCCCGAGUCCCUCCGGUGGCUGAUGGCUACCCAGCAGUUUGAGUCUGCGAAGAAGUUGAUCCUGCACUUCACCCAAAAGAACUCCAUCAACACCGAGACUGACAUCAAAGGCGUGAUGCCUGAGCUGGAGAAGGAGCUGUCCCGGAGGCCCAAGAAGGUCUGCAUCGUGAAGAUGGUGGGAACCCGGAACCUGUGGAAGAACAUCGUGGUCCUGUGUGUGAAUUCGCUGACGGGGUUCGGGAUCCACCACUGCUUCGCCAGAAGCAUGAUGGGCCACGAGGUGAAGGUGCCGCUGCUGGAGAACUUCUACGCCGACUACUACACCAUGGCCAGCAUCACCCUGGCCUCCUGCCUGGCCAUGUGUGUGGUGGUCCGGUUCAUGGGGCGCCGGGGAGGGCUGCUGCUCUUCAUGAUCCUCACGGCCCUGGCCUCCCUCCUGCAGCUCGGGCUCCUCAACCUGAUUGGGAAGUACAUCCAGCACCCUGACUCAGGUAUGAGCGACAGUGUCAAGGACAAAUUCUCCAUCGUGUUUUCCAUCGUGGGCAUGUUUGCCUCCCACGCAGUGGGAAGCCUCAGUGUGUUCUUCUGUGCAGAGAUCACCCCCACGGUGAUAAGGUGCGGCGGGCUGGGGCUGGUGCUGGCCAGCGCAGGCUUCGGCAGGCUGACAGCGCCCAUCAUCGAGCUGCACAACCAGAAAGGCUACUUCCUGCACCACAUCAUCUUCGCCUGCUGCACGCUCAUCUGCAUCAUCUGCAUUCUCCUGCUGCCCGAGAGCCGGAACCAGAGCCUACCCGAGAGCCUCUCCAACGGGGAGCACUACACCCGCCAGCCGCUCCUGCCGCACAAGAAGGCCGAGCAGCCGCUGCUGCUCACCAACGCGGAGCUCAAGGAUUACUCGGGCCUCCACGACGCCGCGGCCGCGGGGGACGCGCUGCCCGACAGCGCCGCGGCCAACGGCGUGCGGUCCUGUGGCUCCGCGCGUGGCCUGCCCUGA
Pipistrellus nathusii (Nathusius's pipistrelle) is the source of this 2064-nucleotide messenger RNA. NCBI's taxonomy places the organism in Eukaryota, Metazoa, Chordata, Mammalia, Chiroptera, Vespertilionidae. The record is from the annotation of a GenBank genome assembly.